ACACGUCAUGCAAACAGCAGCGUUAACCUUCUGAGCAUGCGCGGAAACCAACUCCUUCAACGGCAGCGGUCUGAAGAGGAGCAGUGAACGAUGAUGAAGAUGCUGAACGUGGUUCUGGUCCUGGCUCUGCUGGGUCUGGGUUCAGGAGAGGAGGGGGCUCGUCUGCUGGCCUCCAAGUCUCUGCUGAACCGAUAUGCUGUGGAGGGUCGAGACCUGACGCUGCAGUACAACAUCUACAAUGUGGGCUCCAGUGCUGCUCUGGAGGUGGAGCUGUCUGAUGACUCGUUUCCACCUGAGGACUUCGGGAUUGUUUCAGGGAUGUUGAACGUCAAGUGGGACAGAAUCGCUCCAGCGAGUAACGUCUCUCACACCGUGGUGCUGCGCCCCCUAAAGGCCGGGUACUUCAACUUCACCUCUGCCUCUGUCAGCUACCUGGCCCAGGAGGGAGGGCAGGUUGUGGUUGGAUACACCAGCGCCCCCGGACAGGGAGGCAUCCUGGCUCAGAGGGAGUUCGACCGCCGCUUCUCCCCCCAUUACUUGGACUGGGCUGCGUUUGGCGUCAUGACUCUGCCCUCCAUCGGCAUCCCGCUGCUCCUCUGGUACUCCAGCAAGAGAAAGUAUGACUCCCCGAAGGCCAAGAAGAACUGAUGUCACACGCCUGAGGGGGGGCGGGCUGAGGGUUUUUGAGGGGGUUGGGUAGAGGGCUGAGGGUUGUGCGGGACGGGGGGUCUGCAAGGAGCUUAAUAACCCAUAUUGGGGUGAAAGUUGAAUUAAACACAGAGACCAAUAAAGUGACGAUUUGAUUUAAUGUGAACACAUUCAGAGUUCAAAUCAAACUUUGAACGCACACGCUCACACACCUCUAGGUGUGUGUGUGUGUCGCUUCUUCAUGUCUGUAAACAGAAACUGUUUAUUACUCUAACACGUGAUGAUUAUGUAGUGUUGUGUUACUUUAAUAAAAAGUAUCGUUUGUUUUGAACUCUGACAUCAGGAGUCAGGAGACGGUUUGUGGAUCUUUGAGAUAAACUAAUAAAAUCGAGGUGUUUUUUUCUAAA
Messenger RNA from Labrus bergylta (ballan wrasse), 1055 nucleotides. RefSeq names its product signal sequence receptor, beta (gene ssr2). Lineage: Eukaryota; Metazoa; Chordata; Actinopteri; Labriformes; Labridae. Gene Ontology annotation, cellular component: endoplasmic reticulum; membrane. The record is from RefSeq and is a predicted model, not a curated record.